AUGGCUACAGUUCGAAUUGCUGUCUGUGGAGAUGAGGGUACGGGCAAGUCUAGCUUGAUCACCUCGCUGGUCAAAGGGGUCUUCGUCACCAAUAAGAUUCAGCCCGUCCUGCCUCAGAUCACCAUCCCUCCCACGAUCGGAACUCCCGAAAAUGUAACCACGACGACGGUCGUCGACACCUCAGCUCUGCCGCAAGAGCGAAACAACUUGGCGCGCGAGAUCCGGAAAUCAAACGUAAUUCUAUUGGUGUAUUCCGAUCACUAUAGCUAUGAGCGAGUCGCAUUAUUCUGGCUACCGUAUUUUCGAUCGCUUGGAGUUAAUGUGCCCGUCGUUCUGUGUGCCAACAAGUCAGACCUGGCAGUGGGCCACAAUGAGGCACAAGUCAUUGAGGAGGAAAUGCUACCUUUGAUGUCGGAAUUCAAGGAGAUUGAUUCUUGCAUUCGAACCAGUGCCCGGGAACAUCGCAACGUCAAUGAAGCCUUCUUCGUCUGCCAAAAGGCUGUUACACAUCCUAUCGCGCCGUUAUUUGAUUCCAAGGAGUCCGCCCUGAAGCCUGCAGCGGUGGCAGCACUACAACGCAUUUUCUACUUAAGCGACCAGGAUCGUGAUGGAUAUCUAUCAGACAAGGAAAUUAAGGAUUUUCAAACUCGAUGCUUUGGGAAGCCCUUGAAUGAAGAAGAUCUGGACCAUAUCAAAGAGACUAUUCAAAAGAGCUACCCCGAAUCAGUCACCGAGUGCGGCAUUGAUUGUCCCGGUUUUAUCCACCUGAAUAAGUUGUAUGCGGAGAAGGGACGCCACGAGACGGUUUGGAUUAUCCUGAGAGCAUUCCAAUAUACCGAUAACCUCUCAUUGCAAGAAAAUUUCUUGCAUCCUCGAUUUGAAGUACCGCCCUUUGCUUCUGCUGAACUAUCACCUGAAGGAUACCGUUUCUUUGUCAACUUGUUCCUUCUAUCAGACAAGGACAAUGAUGGAGGUCUCAAUGAUUAUGAACUCGCAUCUUUGUUUGCACCCACCCCGGGUCUGCCCGCAUCCUGGGAUGACGGUUCAUUCCCUUCUUCCACAGUCCGUAAUGAGGCCGGGCAUGUGACCCUUCAGGGCUGGUUAGCCCAAUGGAGCAUGACGACUUUCAUGUCUCCCAAGACUACUUUAGAAUACCUGGCUUACUUGGGAUUUGAAUCCUCAGACCGAAGUAAUCCUUCGAUUACAGCUGCAUUAAAGAUGACAAAACCGCGCAAGCGGCGCCGACGGCCUGGCCGAGUUGGUCGAAAUGUGGUACAGUGUCAUGUCCUGGGACCUCCUGGAUCAGGGAAAUCCGCUUUGCUGGAUGGUCUCCUCUCGCGUGGGUUCAGUACAACAUAUCAUCCCACGAUCCAGCCGCGUACUGCUGUGAACACGGUAGAACUGCCUGGUGGUAAACAAUGCUAUCUCAUAAUGGAUGAGUUAGGCGAGUUGGAGCCCGCGAUUCUUGAGAAUCAGGCGAAAUUACUCGACCAGUGCGAUGUGGUCGCGUAUACAUACGACUCCUCGGACCCGGAUUCAUUUUCUUAUAUCCCCGCGUUACGCGCAAAGUACCCUCAUCUAGAAGAGCUUCCUAGUGUUUUCAUUGCCCUGAAAGCCGACUUGGAUCGGACCACUCAGCGGGCGGAGCACCAACCUCACGAGUACACGGCCAUGUUGAACAUGCCGAGUCCUCCAUUGCAUGUCAGUGUCACUUGGAAUUCCAUUCAAGAAGUCUUUGUGCACAUUGCCGAAGCUGCGAUGGAACCAAGCACAGCAUUCCCUCGUAGUGAAGAGGAUGUCGAAGGCAAAUGGAUGUCGUGGGGUAUUGCGCUUGGGGCAGUGGUCUGUGCCGGUGCGGCCGCAGUAAUGAUAUGGCGCCGCGUCAGCGGUAGUGGUAACUGA
This is a messenger RNA of Penicillium malachiteum, 1902 nucleotides long. RefSeq names its product ERMES complex Ca(2+)-binding regulatory GTPase GEM1 (gene gem1). Gene Ontology annotation, molecular function: GTP binding; GTPase activity; calcium ion binding. The transcript has 2 exons. NCBI's taxonomy places the organism in Eukaryota, Fungi, Ascomycota, Eurotiomycetes, Eurotiales, Aspergillaceae. Gene Ontology annotation, biological process: mitochondrion organization; regulation of mitochondrion organization; small GTPase-mediated signal transduction. The record is from RefSeq and is a predicted model, not a curated record. The coding region runs from base 1 to 1902 and encodes 633 amino acids. Gene Ontology annotation, cellular component: mitochondrial outer membrane.